AUUUAGAACAGGGUCAUGUCCACAACGACAUCGAACCCCCUCCAACUCACAAUAUGUCUGUCCUCGGGAGGCGCGGGGCAGGACUUGCUGCUCGAGGGACCACUCUAGCAUCAUCAGCAACUGCAAGUUACCUCAUUCGGCCCUUCUCCGCCUUGAACCGCCCUCCGCCGAAGUAUCCCGGCCAUGUUCCUCUAACCUUUCUUGAGCGCGGUGCCCUGGCCGUUGGUUCUGCAGUAGGGUCGCUUAUGAACCCUCGAAGAGCGGAUCUCAUUGCGGCUUUGGGCGAAGCUACUGCAACUCCCUACUUUAUAUACAGACUUCGCGAUGCAAUGCUAUCUGAUCCCACGGGCCGACGCAUCCUUCGUGACCGCCCCCGCAUCACCUCCGAAACUCUGAAACUGCCUUACCUCCGCACCUUGCCCGAGAACUCAGUGGGGCGCACCUAUGCUACAUGGCUUGAUCGGGAAGGGGUCUCUCCCGACACGCGCGAUAGUGUCAAGUAUAUUGAUGACGAGGAAUGCGCGUAUGUCAUGCAGCGGUAUCGGGAGUGUCACGACUUCUACCAUGCGGUGACUGGACUCCCUAUUUUUGUCGAGGGAGAAUUGGCACUCAAGGCGUUCGAGUUUCUGAAUACACUCAUUCCCAUGACGGGGCUGAGCAUCUUUGCCUUCGUGCGGUUGAAGCCCGCAGAACGGGAACGAUUCUUCUCCCUACAUUUACCAUGGGCGGUUCGCAGUGGGCUUGCCAGUAAAGAACUGAUCAAUGUAUACUGGGAGGAGAUCUUGGAGAAAGACGUUGACGAGCUUCGGAAAGAGCUGGGAAUUGAGAGACCCCCAGAUCUACGAGAAAUCCGGAAAUUGAUGCGGCAACAACAAAAGCGGGAGAAGGAGAGGCUCGAAGGAAAAUCGUGACCGAUCAACAGAGCUCCUCCUUGAGGAGAUUCCAGAGAUUCUGACUUCCGUAUUACCAAAAGGAAGCAGUGGAGGAUUCAAAAAGAGAUGCCAAAAGAUUACCCUAGAUGAUGGAUAUUCGCAACCGGACAUCUGGUUUCAAGGCCACGAACUACAUCAGGCGACUCAAGUCAACGUCGACUGAACAAAGAGUUGAAGCUAGGGAGAGCUCGCUCUGCCCGUGAAUGUCUCCAUCGCCUGGAUUCCCUGUUCAAUGACCUCACAGUCGGGUAUUUGUCUUUGUAAAUCGUGAAUCAUAAAUUAACACCACUCAUCAGCAACUGCUUAGCUCAAGCUGGGUUCAAAGACUGCCAAAACAG
This is a messenger RNA of Aspergillus novofumigatus IBT 16806, 1270 nucleotides long. RefSeq names its product ubiquinone biosynthesis protein COQ4 (gene coq4). Gene Ontology annotation, biological process: ubiquinone biosynthetic process. Bases 54 to 911 code for a protein of 285 amino acids. The transcript has 2 exons. The record is from RefSeq and is a predicted model, not a curated record. Lineage: Eukaryota; Fungi; Ascomycota; Eurotiomycetes; Eurotiales; Aspergillaceae. Gene Ontology annotation, cellular component: mitochondrion; mitochondrial inner membrane.